Molecule: messenger RNA, 1254 nt
Organism: Dichomitus squalens LYAD-421 SS1
Lineage: Eukaryota; Fungi; Basidiomycota; Agaricomycetes; Polyporales; Polyporaceae
Exons: 1
Coding region: 1-1254 (417 amino acids)
Source: RefSeq, a predicted model, not a curated record
AUGCCCCAACUCGCCUCCACCUACCGCGCUGCCCCCGAAGAUGUCCCCACCCCCCAGUGGUUCCUCAACCACGAUUUCCACCUCUCUUUCCUCCACCUACCCGGCAACGAAGUCGCCGGAUACGGUGAACCCUCCCCACGCCAAUACGUUGGGUGGCUUCUUCUGCAACCCAACCCGGAAUUGCGCAAUGUCUUGGAAUGGCGAUUCCGGGACGUCCCGCCCGCCGGUCAUGCCUGGGCCAUCUAUGGCAAGUCGGUCGUCACUCUCACCCACCUCCAGACCCUCGACUGGGACGUCGGCGAGCUCACAGACCCAACCGGCCAACGACGGGCCUACGACACCGUCUCCCAGCUGCGGGCCACAACGAUCGCCAUGUCCGACCACGCUUUAGAUAUCAUUUGCGCCCCCCAUCAUCUCUUUUUCAUUGCUGACCUCGUCAACCACAUAGAGCAGGUUGACCGCGAACGCGAGCGGACCUGGCUGGAGCGCGUCCUCGCCACCAACGACAGCCACGCUGCCUCCCCUAUUCCCCCCACCCCGCCUCUGCCCGCCCCAGAAUGGGGAAACCUGGCCGACGUCUCCGGAUGGGGCGACACCAAUGUCGACUGGAGCAACACUAACUGGGGGAGCGUCCCCAUGGACGAGGCCGACAUGGAGUGGUCCUCCCCUGUACAACCUCCGCGCCGCUCCCCUCCACCCCGCGACUCCCCCUCUCCAACACUGCAGCACCUCCGCCCGAUGCCCGAUCGCCUACGCUCCGGCGCGCCCCCUCCGACCCGUACGCGCCCCUCUCCCCGCUCUCCCAGCCCCACCCCCCGCUCCCCGAGCCCCGUCGAUGAGAACGAACCCCCGUUCGCCAUGGUCGUCGACCCCGCGUCGCCCCUGGAGUGGCUGACUCCGGCCGUCCGAACGGUCCUCGGCACCAUCAGCGGAGGCGACCUCACCAACACCACCGACCCCGACGCCCUGUCCGCGCCCCCCGCCCCUCCAACUCCGCCACUCCGCCAACGCACCCCUCGCACCCCCCCAUACCCCGUUCCUGCCCCGGGCCCCACCACUGUCCACUAUCGGACGCCCCUCCUCGGCCACCCAGCAUACGGAGGGGCCCUCCUCUACGACGAGCGACUCCCGGACGGCUGGCAAAUCGGGCCAGAAGAACCCCGUCGCGUCGGCGGACACCCUUGGGAGUGGCGUAUCUCGGGCCACCUCAACGGGACUGCUCUCCUCGAGGUCCAACUCCGGAGCUACGCCUGA